Molecule: messenger RNA, 1182 nt
Organism: Stylonychia lemnae
Lineage: Eukaryota; Ciliophora; Spirotrichea; Sporadotrichida; Oxytrichidae
Source: the annotation of a GenBank genome assembly
AUGGAAAACACUAAGCCAGGUCAUAUCUACUUCGCAUCGGAGUCAGUUGGAGAAGGUCAUCCAGAUAAACUAUGCGACCAAAUCUCAGACGCAGUCCUUGAUGAGUGCCUUAGAAUCGACCUCCACUGUAAAGUCGGUCUUGAAGCAGCAACCAAAACCAAACUUGUUUGUCUUCUUGGAGAAACAUUAGUCAAUGGAGAAAGAGUAAACUAUGAGCAAAUCGCUAGAGAGGUUUGCAAACAAGUUGGCUAUGAUGACGAGAGCAAGGGUCUCGACUACAAGUCAAUGAGUGUCCUCGUUAAUGUUGAGAGAUAAAGCAGUGAGAUCGCAAAUGCUGUACAUACUGAAAAAGACAUGGAUGAUUUUGGAGCAGGAGAUCAAGGUCUUAUGUUCGGGUAUGCCACUGAUGAAUGGGAUAAGGAAACUCUUCACCCAUACUCUCACUACCUUGCUAACCUUCUCUGUGAGGAGUUGGCCAAGGCUAGACACAGCGGCCAAAUCAAAUGGCUUAGACCAGAUUGCAAAUCAUAAGUUAUUGUUGAGUAUGAGAACAACAAUGGAAACAUCAAGCCAGUCUCUAUCUAUAACAUCCUCAUCUCCACUCAACAUGAUCCAGAUGUCACCAAUGAAGAGAUUGCCAGAGUUCUCACCGAGCAAAUUAUCAAGAAGGUUUGCCCAGCUGAGAUGCUCACCAACACCAAGAUCGUCAUUAAUCCUUCAGGCUCUUUCGUUAUGGGAGGUCCACAAGCCGAUUCAGGACUUACAGGUAGAAAGAUUAUUGUAGAUACUUAUGGUGGUUGGGCUCCACACGGAGGUGGUGCUUUCUCAGGAAAGGACCCCACCAAGGUCGAUAGAUCAGCUUCAUACUAUGCUAGAUAUGUUGCAAAAUCCGUAGUUGCUGCUGGUCUCGCCCACAGAUGCCUCGUUCAAGUAUCUUACGCUAUUGGAUUAGCUGAUCCCCUUUCAAUCCACGUUGAAUCAUAUAACACCGUCAGGGAAGGACUCAAUGAUGAUGACCUUAUCAGAAUUGUUAAGAAGAAUUUCAGCUUCAGACCUGGUAAUAUUAUCAAGGAGCUCAACCUUCUCAGACCAAUUUACUAGAAGACUGCUAAGUACGGACAUUUUGGAAGAAAUGAUCCAGACUUCACAUGGGAAAAGCCCAAGACUCUUAUCUUAGAGUGA